CAUUUUUUGCGGUUCCGGCUGUAGUUGGCGCGAACGUGCACGACAGCGCGAGACAAAGAGCAUCUUGCACUGCUCCAUGUGAAGGCUCCGUUUGCGCUGCUCGGUUCCCGGACUGUAGGUGUGUGAGUAAUUAGGACAGGAGGAAUCGGCAUGGCUGAUAAAGAAGCUGCUUUUGAUGAUGCAGUGGAGGAGAGGGUGAUCAACGAAGAGUACAAGAUAUGGAAGAAAAACACGCCGUUCCUCUACGACCUAGUGAUGACCCACGCAUUGGAGUGGCCCAGUCUCACCGCACAGUGGCUCCCUGAUGUCACCAGGCCUGAGGGGAAAGACUACAGUGUCCAUCGUCUGGUCCUUGGCACCCACACCUCUGAUGAGCAAAACCACCUGGUCAUUGCUAGCGUCCAGCUGCCGAAUGAUGAUGCCCAAUUUGAUGCCUCACAUUACGACAGUGAGAAAGGAGAGUUUGGUGGCUUCGGCUCAGUGAGUGGCAAGAUUGAGAUUGAGAUCAAGAUAAACCAUGAAGGAGAAGUGAACCGGGCCCGUUACAUGCCUCAGAACCCCUGCAUCAUUGCUACAAAGACUCCAACCAGUGAUGUGCUUGUCUUUGAUUACACCAAACACCCUUCCAAACCAGACCCCUCUGGCGAAUGCACUCCCGACUUACGAUUGAGAGGGCAUCAGAAAGAGGGCUAUGGUCUCUCUUGGAACCCUAACCUAAGUGGCUGCCUACUCAGUGCCUCCGAUGAUCAUACAAUCUGUCUAUGGGACAUCAGUACUGUACCCAAGGAAGGGAAGAUAGUUGAUGCUAAGACCAUUUUCACUGGUCACACUGCUGUGGUAGAGGAUGUGUCCUGGCAUCUUCUGCAUGAAUCGCUCUUUGGCUCAGUGGCUGAUGACCAGAAGCUGAUGAUUUGGGAUACACGUUCCAACAACACAUCCAAGCCCAGCCAUGCAGUGGAUGCACACACUGCGGAGGUCAAUUGUCUCUCAUUCAAUCCUUACAGUGAGUUCAUCCUGGCUACUGGAUCUGCUGACAAGACUGUUGCCUUGUGGGAUCUCAGGAACCUUAAGUUGAAGCUGCAUUCUUUUGAGUCGCACAAAGACGAAAUAUUCCAGGUUCAGUGGUCACCUCAUAACGAGACCAUCCUAGCCUCUAGUGGAACAGACAGGCGUCUUAAUGUCUGGGACCUCAGUAAAAUUGGUGAGGAGCAAUCACCAGAAGAUGCAGAAGAUGGGCCUCCUGAAUUACUGUUCAUCCAUGGUGGCCAUACAGCAAAGAUCUCCGAUUUCUCCUGGAACCCCAAUGAGCCAUGGGUGAUCUGUUCUGUGUCUGAGGACAACAUCAUGCAAGUCUGGCAGAUGGCAGAGAACAUCUACAAUGAUGAGGACCCAGAAGGAGCAGCAGACACAGAAGUCCAGGGAUAAAGAACAAUGUAGAACUUUCAGCCUCCACCACAGCUCAUUGUCUCACAUAACCAUGCUCUUUCCUGUUUUCUGAAAUGGUGAACUGCAUCAGUCACAUCUUCAGCCACUCUCAUAUACUUAAUUUUCUUGAGAGAAAGAGAAAAAAUGACUUAAAGUAUUUCUCUCUAAUAUGAAGUGUAUUUUUCUAAGAGAAAUUGUUUGCUCUUAAUUUUCAGAAAGGCACAUUAAGCUCUCAUACUUUUUUUUUUUUUUUUUCUUUAUUCCAUAGCCAUAGGGCUUGAAAAGUGAAAGGGUGCAAAACCUAACACUUCGCUCCACAUACCUAAUUACUAUGGUCGAAUUGUGGUGGUUGUCAGUAGGUGACUUAUUUUAGAAUUAUUUUUACACGGCUGAGUCUUUCAAGAAAAUGUUAAAAGGGUCCACAGGGAGGCUUGUGUACUCUUAAUUUUGUACUUUUCUCUCAACAAUGGUGUAAUGUCAUGUUAUUGUCUAAUAUUCUUAGUCAUUUUGUGUGUUUUUUGUUUCCAGUGUCUGUCUUUGUCCACACUGUUGUACAGAAUGUUGAGAAUAAACUGUUUUUCAUCGAAA
This is a messenger RNA of Silurus meridionalis, 2013 nucleotides long. RefSeq names its product retinoblastoma binding protein 4 (gene rbbp4). Gene Ontology annotation, biological process: regulation of gene expression. Gene Ontology annotation, cellular component: ESC/E(Z) complex; NuRD complex; nucleus. The coding region runs from base 151 to 1425 and encodes 424 amino acids. The transcript is spliced from 12 exons. The record is from RefSeq and is a predicted model, not a curated record. NCBI's taxonomy places the organism in Eukaryota, Metazoa, Chordata, Actinopteri, Siluriformes, Siluridae. Gene Ontology annotation, molecular function: histone binding.